This is a messenger RNA of Oldenlandia corymbosa var. corymbosa, 402 nucleotides long. The record is from the annotation of a GenBank genome assembly. Lineage: Eukaryota; Viridiplantae; Streptophyta; Magnoliopsida; Gentianales; Rubiaceae.
AUGAACGUAACAAGCACCGGCGGCGGGUUCUUGGGGUCGGAGAACAUCGGAGGAUUCGGGUACGGAAUCGGAGUAUCCGUCGGAAUCCUCCUCCUAAUCACCACAAUCACACUUGCUUCUUACUACUGCACCAGAAACAGCCAACAAAUUUUGUACUCGGAAGCCAAGCUGAAGAACAAAGACUCCACGGCGACUUGCUGUUCCAUUUGUUUGGCGGAUUAUAAGAACAGUGAUACUUUAAGGGUGUUGCCGGACUGCAGCCAUCUCUUCCAUUUGAAAUGCGUUGACCCUUGGUUGCGCCUCCAUCCCACUUGCCCGGUUUGCCGGACUUCGCCGUUGCCGACGCCGCUUUCCACCCCUUUGGCGGAGGUCGUCCCCCUUGCCACCAGACCUCUCGGCUGA